Sphenostylis stenocarpa is the source of this 1377-nucleotide messenger RNA. The record is from the annotation of a GenBank genome assembly. Lineage: Eukaryota; Viridiplantae; Streptophyta; Magnoliopsida; Fabales; Fabaceae.
AUGUUUGGGAGGGGAACGGUGUGGUCAGUGUUGAGGCGUGGCAAAGAAGCAUUCGGAAUUCCCAAGCUAAGAGGAACGACGACGUCUUUCUCUUCUUCAACCCAACCACCACCUUUCAAGUUUCUAACCCCUCCAGUCGCCACCUAUUACAUUCAUGCUUUCCGAUCCCAUCUUAUUCCCAAGGGUCAUCAUGUUCGUGUGCCACACAUGAGGAACUUUUCUAAGAUGAUGGCCACUGGAGCUCAACACAAGGAGGAGGGGUUGAAGCUGCUUGUGAGUGGGGGCUCUCAUGCACAGAAAGUGGUUGGAAUAUGGCUCUUUGGCUCUGCAGCAUGGGUGUUCAGCAUGGUGGUACUUGGGGGUUUAACCAGACUCACCCGAUCUGGUCUUUCAAUGACUGAUUGGAAAUUCACCGGCACCCUCCCUCCUUUAUCAGAUGAGGAAUGGUUGCAAGAGUUUGACAAGUAUAAGCAGUCACCUGAGUACCAACGUGUUAACAGGGGCAUGAAGAUUGAAGAAUUCAAAUUCAUCUAUUGGAUGGAAUAUGCACAUCGUAUGUGGGGAAGGGCAUUAGGAGUUAUGUUUGCUUUGCCAUAUUCAUAUUUUCUUCAUAAGAGGUAUAUUACCUUGAGAUUGGGAGUGAGACUCUCUGCUCUGUUUGCCCUGGGUGCUGGGCAGGGUCUCAUUGGUUGGUGGAUGGUCAAAAGUGGUUUAGAGGAACCACCAUCUGAAUAUUCUCAGCCAAGGGUGAGUCCUUAUCGUCUUGCAGCUCAUCUUACAUCAGCAUUUGCUAUUUACUGUGGCCUCUUUUGGACUGCACUUUCUGUUGUUAUGCCUGAACCACCCGCUGAAUCGCUAACAUGGGUUCGUGGGGCAGCUAAAGUGAGGAUACUUGCAUUGCCUAUCAGCGUGCUUGUUGGUCUUACUGCUGUCUCUGGUGCAUUUGUUGCGGGAAAUGAUGCUGGGCAUGCAUUUAAUACUUUUCCGAAGAUGGGUGAUACAUGGAUACCGGAAGACAUUUUUGAAAUGAAGCCUCUGAUUCGAAAUUUCUUUGAGAAUACGUCAACUGUACAGCUUGAUCACCGUAUACUUGCAACUGCAACUCUGAUUUCAAUGGGCAUUUUAUGGUGGUCAACAAGAAAGUUGGACAUACACCCUGCAGUAAAAUCUGUGAUUGGAGGCACUGUUGGCAUGGCAGUUCUUCAGGUCACUUUAGGAAUUUCAACGCUUCUUUCAUAUGUACCUGUUUCACUGGGCACUGCUCAUCAGGCUGGAGCCUUAACACUUCUGACAUUUAUGUUACUGCUUAAUCACACGGUUCGAAGGCCGUCUCUGUCCCUUCUCAAAUCUCUGCCUCAAGUUGUUAAAUCACACUAA